AUGAGCAAGAUUUAUAAGGGCUAUGGAGAAAAAUGGGUGCAAUGGAUAAAUUGGUGCGUUACGGGUGCACAAUUUUCGAUCCUAGUUAAUGGCCAAGCAACUAGCUUGAUCAAGCCUUCCAAAGGAAUACGGCAGGGAGAUCCGUUAUCUCCGUUCCUUUUUAUUCUGGUGGUUGAGGUUUUGUCUCUAUUGCUUAAUGAUGCAGUUACUAAUAAUAAGAUUACUGGAUUUCAAGUGGCAGAGGGUGGAACAGUUGUUUCGCAUCUUCAGUUCGCUGAUGAUACAGUUAUAUUCUUGGAUGCUUCAGCGCUUGAGCGUGGAGCUGAUGACUUGGUGGUGGAGUUGUCUUCAGAAUUGGGGUGUAAAGUGGAGUUUCUACCGGUUACUUACCUUGGCAUGCCUAUUGGAGCUGGCAGAAGGAGCACUUUAAUCUGGGAGGUUAUAAUUCAAAGACUUCAGAAAAAGCCGGCGCCAUGGAAACGAAACUUUUGGAAUAAGGCUGGCAGGAUUGUCUUAAUUAAGAGUUCACUGGAAAGUCUAGCAGUUUAUUUUACGUCGCUUUUUGUUAUGCCGGCAUCGAUAGAGAAGAGAUUGAACACUAUUAUGCGGAAGUUUUUGUGGGGGGAAGAGGAUGGUCAGAGGAGGAUGAGCUGGGUAUCUUGGAAUGGAAUUGCUAUAACUAAAAAGAAGGGAGGCUUGGGUGUUAGGAGACUAAGGUUUGUAAACAAAGCUUUGCUAGCUAGAUGGCAUGUAAAUGAGUAUGUUGGCAAGAGUAUGAGGUAUGAUAUUUUGAAGAUGAAAGAUGUUUUCUUUGACUGUGUGACGUUACAUAUUAAAGGAGGGAGUGCGAUACGGUUUUGGCAAGAUCGUUGGAUUGGUAACAAGUCUUUCAAAGAGAAGUAUCCAAGGCUCUUCAGAUUUGCUAGAGACUUGGAUCCGACUGAAUGGAUAGAUUUGCUGGAGUUGAAGUAUGAUAUCCGCAAUGUAGUUUUAUCUCAGGGAGACGAUGGAUUAGAAGAUGAUUGCUUAGCUAAGAUCAUUUAUUUUAAGUUGGCGGAUGUUGAACCGGACUGA
Messenger RNA from Papaver somniferum (opium poppy), 1074 nucleotides. RefSeq lists its product as uncharacterized. The coding region runs from base 1 to 1074 and encodes 357 amino acids. Lineage: Eukaryota; Viridiplantae; Streptophyta; Magnoliopsida; Ranunculales; Papaveraceae. The transcript is spliced from 5 exons. The record is from RefSeq and is a predicted model, not a curated record.